Molecule: messenger RNA, 2953 nt
Organism: Oncorhynchus tshawytscha (Chinook salmon)
Lineage: Eukaryota; Metazoa; Chordata; Actinopteri; Salmoniformes; Salmonidae
Product: signal-induced proliferation-associated 1-like protein 1
Biological process (GO): regulation of small GTPase mediated signal transduction; activation of GTPase activity
Cellular component (GO): cytoplasm
Molecular function (GO): GTPase activator activity; protein binding
Source: RefSeq, a predicted model, not a curated record
UGUAGUGUGGCGGUCACUCGUUCUCGUGGUCCGUCCUUCGGCCCUCCCAUCCCAGAGGGCGUGUCCUUCCCAAAGUCCUCCACAUUCCGGGACUUCCUUUUGGCCAAAGUCAUCAACGCAGAGAACGCCGCCCACAAAUCUCACAAGUUCCGCGCCAUGGCGACACGGACACGUCAGGAGUACCUCAGAGAUCUGGCAGAGCGCAACACCACAUCGACCCCCAUCGACCCGUCCGGGAAAUUCCCCUUCAUCUCAUUGGCUCACAAGAAGAAGGAGAAGAGUCGUCCGUACGCGGGGGCGGAGCUUCGGAGCCUCGGCGCCGUCACGUGGGCGGUUCACGCCGAGGAUCAUGGAGCGGGAGGAGAGCUCGAAGCGCUAUUGGCUAUCUCCAACGACUUCCUCAUCCUAUUGGAUCAGGAGGCCAAGGCCGUGGUGUUUAACUGUGCUACUAAGGACGUGAUUGGCUGGACGCUGGGGAGUCCCGCCUCCAUGAGGAUCUUCUAUGAGAGAGGGGAGAGUGUGUCUCUGAGGUCUGUCAGUAACAACACAGAGGACUUCAGAGAGGUGGUGAAACGACUGGAGUACCUGACUAAGGGUUGUGAGACAUCUGAGAUGACACUACGUCGUAACGGGCUGGGCCAGCUGGGUUUCCAUGUCAACUACGAGGGCAUCGUGGCAGAGGUGGAAUCGUACGGGUACGCCUGGCAGGCCGGGCUGAGGCAGGGCAGCCGAUUGGUCGAAAUCUGCAAGGUUGCCGUGGCGACUCUGACCCACGAGCAGAUGAUCGACCUGCUGAGGACGUCGGUCACCGUCAGGGUGGUCAUCAUACCCCCGCACGAAGACGCUACGCCACGCAGAGGUUGCUCUGAGCUCUACCGUAUCCCAGUGGUUGAAUAUAAGGGGAGUGGUGAGAGUGGUUCGUUUGACUACAAGUUCCCGUUCCGCAGCAAAGACAACAAGUGGCAGAGAACCUCCAGUAGCCCCCAGCAGUCCCUGACGGCCUCCCCCCAGCCGCACACCCCCAACCGGGCCGUCAGCCUGGGGAGCUCUGGGGGGAAAACCCUGUCUGCUGAACGCCCAGAGAGAAACGCUGCUAUACCACGCAGUGUUAGUAGUGAUGGACGGCCGCUGGAUACCAAGAGAAUGUCUCCAGGCAGUGAGAACUAUGCUCCGGUCUCCUCUCUGGCACUGGGCCGUUCUCCUCACAACCGAUCUUCCCUGUCCAACCUCUCCUUCUCCAGUGACACCUCGCAGCAUUGGAGGACUCAGAAGUCCAUGCCCGAGGGGUUUGGAGAACACAGACAACACUCCCCUCUGUCUACAGAGCGACAGGUGGUAGGAGAAGGCGGGGCUAGUGGCAAGUCCACACCUAAUUGGCCGAGAGUGGAGGAAUUGGGCGGGACCGACAGAGGUUCUACAGAUGCUCCUGUGUCUAAGUGUGGUCCUGGGUCCUCCGGAGCACCACGCAUCCAGAGGCAGGAGCAGGUCAUGCACCACUCCCCCAAGAAGAGCUCCCAGCCUGAGGGUCCCUACUCCAGCAGUAACACCCUGUCCAGCACGGCCUCGAGCGGGGGCCACAGCGACACCGACAAGUGGUUCGACCUGGUGGGCCCCGGGGGACCAGGGGAGGCCCCUGACUCUGAACCCAACGGCCUGGGAGGGGGGUACCUCCAGGGGGCCUCAGCCGACAGCGGGAUAGACACCUCAUCCUACGGAGGAGGGGGUGGGGGCCACUCACACCCCCACCAGGAGAGUUCUAGUUCCCUCUUGGCUCCCGGGGGUAGAGAGGGGAGGGAUAGAGCUCCAUCCCCCUGGCAUAGCCCCACUGAGGGGGGCAGGAGGGUCCUGGAGAGGUCCUCCCCGGCUGCAGAGAGCUCACAACCCCCAGGGGAGAGGGGGGAGAGAGGAGAAGGGGCGACUAGGACUCCUACAUGCCUACUGGUUGGAGAUGGCAGCUCGUACAGUCCGACUGAUGCAGGAUCGCACUCCAGUUCCAGAGGCCACUCCCCUCGUGAGGACUCGUCUUCCUCGGCCACCUCCCUUGCUCCCAGACGGAGCCACCUCAAGUACCUCAUCGGCUGGAGGAAACCAGGAUCCACCAUCAACUCUGUCGACUUCGGAGACAACCGCAAGAAGUCUCCAGGGGAGGGAGGAGGAGGAGGAAGUGGAGGCGAGGGGAGUGGCGGCGGCGGAGGACGAGGGGGUCAGGAUGGGGGUAACAGCAGACCCCAUCACGCCCUCCAGCCACACCUCACCCACGCUAAGACCACCGCGGAGGACGACAUGAAGAGACUGAGUCCAGACAGCCCUCCCAAACACAGACGACACAAGGUCAAGGUCAAGUCCUCCUCCUCAGGCCAGCCCCCUAACCGUCGGUCUCUCCACCGCACCCUGUCUGAUGAGAGUAUCUACCGGGGCCAGCGUGUCCCCUCUCUGAGGCUGGGGGACCUAGAACCAGACCCUACCCUGGGUAGUGACGUGCUGUUCAGCUGCUCUACCCUGCCACGCUCUCCCACCACCCGCGGGGUGCUCAGACGACCCUCGUACAAACUGGGGAUCAAACUACACGGGGAUCUGUCUGCGUCUGACACGUCAUUGGCUGAGAUGGUUGAGCGACAGCGCCACCCCCUUCCCCAGGAGCUGAUGCCCCUCCCCCCCUCUGAGAGCAGGGACAGCCCCCUGGACUGGACCCACCUGGUGGAUGUGGCCAAUACCUUCGAAAUCCAGAGAGGGUUUGUGUUCAGUGAUUCUAACCACAGAGGUAGUGGAGCCUCCAGCCCUCACCAGUCACAGCCCAGCUUGGAACUACAGCCUGCCCCUCUGUCCAGACCAUCCUCCAGUGAGGGUCCAGCAGGUCUGGAGAGGAAUGUGACCAAGCUGGAAGCCGUGGUCAAGAUGCUACAGGAUGACUUGAAGAAGGAGCGUGAGGAGAAGCAGCGUCUCCAUCUGCAGA